Messenger RNA from Caenorhabditis sp. 36 PRJEB53466, 785 nucleotides. Lineage: Eukaryota; Metazoa; Nematoda; Chromadorea; Rhabditida; Rhabditidae. The record is from the annotation of a GenBank genome assembly.
AUGCUUCCCGGUCUAUUCGUUUUCCUCUCUCUGACUGGGUUGGCCGUGUGCCAGAGCACCACGUCGGGAACUGGUUCUUACUGUAAGACCCAGUCCAGAAGCGGUGAGUUUCCGUUUAGGCACGACAAAUACUUCUUUGUCUCUGUCCAGAAUGCUUCUUGGGAACAUGCCCCUCUGGUUUCGAGUGCAUCGGAAACGAGUGCUGCUCGGAAGCCGAUGUCGUCCAGCCGGGAGGCGAUUGCACCGACUAUCUGUCCGACUGCUCCAACGUCGACUGCAAUGCCAUCGGAAUGCAAGACUUCGCGAGAGCCAACUGCGCAAGAACGUGCAACCUGUGCUACAGCACUGCUUCCGUCAGCCCUCGUGAGCGAUUCCUUCGUAGUUCCCCUCUUGAUUACCACUUCAGAAUACGCAUGCACCGACCUGCUCACUGACUGCGCCAAUCGUACUUCCUCCUGCCAAGACAUUGACUUUGUCGACAUGAUGGCUCUCUAUUGUCCCCGAACUUGCUCCCUCUGUCUCUGGUCAGCCGCCACCAAGAUUUCCAACUGUGGAAAUCAGCUGCCCGAGUAACCUCACCUCUCCUUUUCCGUUUUCCUACUACUUUAUUUUGCAGCUGCUCGACACGUGGCAACUACUGCUCCGCCACCAGCAUUUCGGCCUAUCAGAAGCGUGUCGGAUGUGGCAACUACUGUGGUUUGUGCACGACCGCGGCGACAACUGCUCAGUCGCAGGUGCUCCCGUCGACAAACAGCAACGGAUUCCUCUUUUUCGGCAGAAAGUGA